CAAGUCUUUUUUGACAAGGGUGACUCAAGCAGCUAAUGCAGGCACUGCACCACAGACCACAGCCAGCCACCCAACUCAAGAGAGGUUAAACUGUCUCACAGAAAGCCUGGGAAACUUCUUCAGAGAUCUGACACAACUUCAAGGGUUCCACCAUUUCCAUUUGUCAAACGCUUGGACAGAGGAGACUGACGUAUGGCGGCGUGGGACCUGUCAGUCACAGUGGAGGACCUGGGGCCUGACGCACCCCCUGUCACCAUCAGUGUUGCCUCCGACCUCCACGUUGGAGGGGUUAUCGUCAAGCUGGUAGAAAAGACACAGAUCAAGCGUGAUUGGUCAGACCAUGCUCUGUGGUGGGACCAGAAGAAGAUGUGGCUGCUGCGAACAGCCUGGACUCUGGAGAAAUAUGGGAUUCACGCAGACGCUCGGCUCAUCUUCAUGCCUCAGCACAGACCUCUGAAACUGGAUUUACCCAACGGCAAGACGGUGAGGCUUAGGGCCUGCUUCUCCGACCCCGUCUUCCAGACCGUGAUGGGCAUCUGCAGACAGCUCAACAUCCGUCACCCAGAGGAGCUCUCCCUCCUCCGUCCUGUGGAGGAGAAGAAGAAGAAGAAGGAUAAAGAUCUGACUGAGGAGAUCUACGACCUGACUGAGGUGCCCCUUUCCUCGGUGUCCCGGCCCUGUUUGUACAACGGCAUGCCGGCUCACUUUGCUGAAUCAGAGAAGAUGGAGGCUGUCUACAAGAUGCUAUCCAUCACUCAGACUCCUCCUGCCCCCGAGGUCAUCACCAAGCAGUAUCGGCCUGCCAGCGUGGUGGACAAGGCUCACAUCAAUGGCAGGUGGUUGGACUCAUCACGUUGUCUCAUGCAGCAGAACAUCCAAGAAAACGACAGACUCUGGCUUCGCUUCAAGUACUACACCUUCUAUGAGCUAGACCCCAAGUACGAUGUUGUUCGCCUGACGCAGCUGUACGAGCAGGCCCGCUGGGCCAUCCUGCUGGAGGACAUCGACUGCACCGAGGAGGAGAUGAUGCUUUUUGGAGCUCUGCAGUACCACAUCAGUAAGGUUUCUCAGUCGGAGCCCCAGGCGCUGAGCACCAACACGGCCAUGGAUGACUUGGAGUCGGCCCUUCUGUCCCUGGAGGUCAAGAUGGAGGGAGAGAGCAGCUCUGCGACUGAGCUGCUGGAAACCAUGACUGCACCAGAGCUGAACGACUACUUAAAGAUAUUUAGGCCUAAGAGACUCACGCUGAAGGGAUACAAACAGUACUGGUUCAAGUUUCAGGAUACUUCCAUCGCUUAUUUCAAAAGCAAAGAGGAGAGCAUUGGAGAGCCCAUUCAACAGAUUAACCUGAAAGGUUGUGAGGUGGCUCCAGACGUUAACGUGGCAGCACAGAAGUUCCUGAUCAGACUGCUGAUCCCAGCACCUGAAGGCAUGAACGAGGUCUUUCUGCGCUGUGAAAAUGAGCGGCAGUACGCUCAGUGGAUGGCAGGAUGCCGGCUGGCCUCCAAAGGCAAGAGCCUGGCAGACAGCAGCUUCCAGAGUGAGAUUCAGAGCAUCCGCUCAUUCCUGGCUAUGCAAAGAAACAACUCUGGUUCCAGUUCCAAUGCAGCAUCAAGUGACGAAAGCAUCAACACUCACAGUCUGGUAUCGCCACGCUAUCAUAAGAAGUACAAGACCAAACAGCUGACCCCUCGGAUCCUGGACGCGUACCAGAACGUGGCUCAGCUCUCGCUGUCAGAUGCACUGAUGCGCUUCCUGCAGAUUUGGCAGGCCCUGCCUGACUUUGGACUCUCAUAUGUUGUUGUCAGGUUUAAGGGUAGUCGUAAGGACGAGGUUCUGGGCAUAGCCCCUAACCGGCUAAUCCGCAUCGACUUGGGAGUGGGUGAUGUGGUGAAGACGUGGCGCUACAACAACAUGAAGCAGUGGAACGUCAACUGGGACAUUCGACAGGUGGCCAUCGAGUUUGAAGGGAACGUGAACAUCGCCUUCAGCUGCGUGACUGCAGACUGCAGGAUCGUUCACGAGUUUAUCGGAGGAUACAUUUUCAUGUCAACACGCAGCCGCGAGAAGAGCGACGUACUCAACCAAGAGCUUUUUCACAAGCUGACAGGAGGUCAUGAAGCGCUUUAAGAGUGAAACACACAAAGAUUGAUGUCUACCAGAGGACCCACCACAACCUUGGAAAACCAAAGUGAUGGACAGAGAUACAGAAAUAACAUGAAGCUGUUUUUGAAUGCAGGUGUUUUAUAAUCUUUCAGUCUGUGCAGAUUUGGAUCUGCCAUUGAUUCUUAACUCACAUGUUUUUUUAACUGAAUCAAUGAAUGUCACACUUAAGUUCAGACUGAUGGACUGCUGCUGAAUGAAACGGCAGGUCAGCCGGUCCAAGAACAGUGGGCUUGAUAAUCCAGCUUCCAGAAAAUGUUAAAUCAACAACUGGCUCAGACACUUGCCUUUUUCCAGCCACUCUAUCAAACAUGGUAAUCGGUAUUUCUCAGUAUAAAAAGCUUUGCUGAAUCAUUCUCACCAGGACUGGUCUUGUAAUAAAAAUGACACUGAAGCAGCUAGAA
Molecule: messenger RNA, 2567 nt
Organism: Nothobranchius furzeri (turquoise killifish)
Lineage: Eukaryota; Metazoa; Chordata; Actinopteri; Cyprinodontiformes; Nothobranchiidae
Gene: fermt3b
Product: FERM domain containing kindlin 3b
Biological process (GO): integrin activation; cell-matrix adhesion; regulation of cell-cell adhesion mediated by integrin
Cellular component (GO): cell-substrate junction
Molecular function (GO): integrin binding
Source: RefSeq, a predicted model, not a curated record